AGCAGGUGGAGCAGGUAUAGCGAACACUGCCACACAGGAGGAAGGACGCCGUUUGGAAAAGGCCACGCGAAAUGAACAAGAACUAACCAGCCGUUUGGUCCCCGUCGCGUAUUGAGUCUUCUUCACGUCUCCGCCGGGAUGAAGGCGGUGGUUGUUUUGUGCAGCCUGAGUGUGGCUGCAAUGUGUUUUCUGAUUUACCAAGCCGCGCGCCAGGAGCUCAACAUACAUCAUUUGAAAACCCGCAUGCUGACGAACGUGGUUGAGGUCCGGAUGAAAGAGGAGUCCAUUAUAGAAUUGCAACACAAAAUCAAUGACCUGAAGACAGCGUCGUUGGCCAUCAACGCUAAGAUCGAUGGACUGAAGAAAAAGAAGGAAGAAAGCAACAAAUCAAAAGCGGUUUCCACUGAAACGCUGAAGAACUGUAACAAGGAGAGGGAAGCUACUCAGAAGAGGAAGGCGGAGAAGGAAGAGGCCAUUGUUAAACUCAAAGCGGAUCACGAGGUGGCUAAACAGAAAGCCAAAGUGGACAUUCAGGCCUUGAAACAACAGAUUUUGGACAGAGACAAAGCCAUUUGUGCGUUUGCAGAUACAACCAAGGACGAAGCGAGGAAGCUGUGUGGCAUCGCUGAGAUACAGUGAAAACCAAAGUUUAUUAAAAGAAGCAAGACAUGCAAAUUACCAUAGUUUUUACCAUCACAGAUUCAAGUAUAUCUUUUUUUGUUCCUCCAUAAGAAAGUAAAACCUGUGUUGAUUGCAAUAAAACGCUGUUUGUACAUCC
Molecule: messenger RNA, 778 nt
Organism: Pungitius pungitius (ninespine stickleback)
Lineage: Eukaryota; Metazoa; Chordata; Actinopteri; Perciformes; Gasterosteidae
Exons: 4
Coding region: 139-639 (166 amino acids)
Source: RefSeq, a predicted model, not a curated record